Molecule: messenger RNA, 1518 nt
Organism: Rhagoletis zephyria (snowberry fruit fly)
Lineage: Eukaryota; Metazoa; Arthropoda; Insecta; Diptera; Tephritidae
Source: RefSeq, a predicted model, not a curated record
AUGACUCGAAGUUACGAAGAGGAGCUCGAGUUCCUCUCGAAAAAAAGUCCCAACUGUUGGACUAUCAAAAAAGGCUUUGUGCCCAACAUGAAAGUUGAAGGCGUUUUUUACGUUAAUGAAAUGCUAGAAAAGUUAAUGUUUGAAGAACUGCAGACAUCAUGCAAGCCAGGAGGAUUUGGCGGCUUCUUGCCCGGUGUAAAGCAAAUAGCAAAUGUGGCCGCUUUGCCGGGUAUUGUCGGCAAGUCUAUAGGCCUUCCUGAUAUUCACUCCGGCUACGGUUUCGCCAUUGGCAACAUGGCAGCUUUUGACAUGGCCGACCCUGAAGCGAUUGUCUCGCCGGGCGGAGUUGGCUUCGACAUCAACUGCGGUGUGCGUCUGCUGCGAACCAAUUUGUUUGAGAAGGACGUUCAACCUGUGAAGGAGCAAUUAGCACAGUCCCUGUUUGAUCAUAUUCCCGUUGGAGUCGGCUCAAAGGGCAUCAUUCCCAUGGCUGCAAAGGAUUUAGACGAAGCUCUUGAAAUGGGCGUCGACUGGUCACUUCGUGAGGGUUACGCCUGGGCCGAAGACAAAGAACAUUGCGAAGAGUACGGGCGGAUGCUGAACGCUGAUCCGAGCAAAGUCUCGAUGAAGGCAAAGAAGCGAGGUCUGCCGCAGCUUGGAACUUUGGGCGCGGGAAAUCACUACGCGGAAAUUCAAGUGGUUGACGAAAUCUUCGACAAGUACAGCGCCUCCAAGAUGGGCGUCGAAUCGGUGGGACAAGUCUGCGUAAUGAUUCACAGCGGCAGUAGGGGCUUUGGUCACCAAGUGGCCACCGAUGCGCUGCUGGAGAUGGAGAAAGCAAUGAAACGCGACAAGAUUGAAGUCAAUGAUCGCCAGUUGGCCUGUGCUCGAAUCAACUCCUCAGAGGGACAGAACUACCUGAAGGCAAUGGCGGCGGCGGCCAACUUUGCCUGGGUCAAUCGGAGCAGUAUGACAUUCUUGACGCGGCAGGCUUUUGCAAAGACGUUCGAUUCCACACCAGAUGAUCUCGAUAUGCACCUAAUCUACGACGUCUCCCACAACAUUGCCAAAGUUGAACAGCACAUGGUGGACGGACAACUAAAGACACUGCUCGUACAUCGAAAAGGCGCAACCAGAGCCUUUCCUCCUCAUCACCCGCUCAUUCCGGUGGACUAUCAGAUUACAGGGCAGCCAGUCUUAAUUGGUGGAACGAUGGGCACUUGCAGCUACGUGUUGACGGGCACUGAGAAGGGCAUGGAGGAGACUUUUGGAACGACCUGCCAUGGAGCUGGUCGAGCACUGUCCCGCGCCAAGUCCCGACGCAACCUCGAUUACCAAGAGGUUCUAAACGACUUGGCCGCUAAAGGCAUCUCAAUUCGUGUGGCAUCACCGAAGCUGGUAAUGGAAGAGGCUCCGGAAUCGUACAAAAACGUAACCGACGUUGUGGACACUUGUCACAUGGCCAACAUUAGCAAGAAGUGCAUCAAACUUCGACCAAUCGCUGUGAUCAAGGGCUAG